Molecule: messenger RNA, 1395 nt
Organism: Ostreococcus tauri
Lineage: Eukaryota; Viridiplantae; Chlorophyta; Mamiellophyceae; Mamiellales; Bathycoccaceae
Product: DDE superfamily endonuclease, CENP-B-like
Exons: 1
Coding region: 1-1395 (464 amino acids)
Source: RefSeq, a predicted model, not a curated record
AUGUGCGAAGCGUUGGAUUACAUUGCGGCGUGUUAUCGGGACGCUGGUGACGAGCACGAGUUAUUCUUGUUCCUCGAUGGAAAUCCAAGCCACAUGACAUUCGACGUCUUGAAGCACGCGAGGGACCUGAACAUCUCCAUUCUGUUCUUGGUACCACACUGCAUACAUCUUAUGCAAGGCGAGGACGUCGUGCACUUCAGCGAAAUGAAGAGGAAAUUUCAGGAUGAACUGCGGCAAACGGAUGUAAGUCAUAGUCGAAUCAGUCUGCUCAGCGGUUUUGAUUAUAAAUCAUCACUUGAUUCGACACGUUUCUUCGCCGCAGCGCACCGCGCUUUCUUGCAUGCAUUCACUCCUGAACUAAUUGCUAGAAGUUGGUCUGAGGUCGGCCUCAGUCCUUUCAAUUACGAGCCGUUGAGGAAGCUUAGAGCGCGAGAUCAGGCGCGCGCACGCGCUCAAGAGGUCGCACGCGAUGCGUCGACUCCUGAGCGUCAAGCGCGACUCGCUGAGCUCGCCAAGUACCAGAAGAAAGGCUUGCAGAGCGGUGAGUUCGUCCCCGAGCUAUUCCUCCCUGCCGGCGAUCACGACCUGGAUCUCGCGACUGCUAGGCUGUUGAAGAUCGCGGCCGAGGCCAAGUCCAUGGACGAAGUCGUUUCGCGAGCUGCGACGGAGCUAAGUCAGACUUGGUCUAAGGAGCAGUUGAGCAUCAUGCUGCACGCGAUGAAGAUGAGGCCCAAGCGAAAGCGUAAGAAUCCCCUACAAGCCGUGGCGACGAGAGGUCCAGUUGCAAACACACGUGAAAACCUCGUCAUACUCGCAGAGAUCGAGGUCGAGAGGGCUGAAAAGGACCGUUCGCGGGUGAAGAAACGCGAAGGACGAGUAGCUAAAGAAGCUCUCGAGAAUGAGGCUGCACUUGAACUUUGGAAUCACGUCGUCGCUGAGCUCGCCGCGCACGGCGCGCACAGGAAACUGUCCACACCGGAGCUACGUCACAUCGUCCGCGCUCGCAACCUCGCCCCGUUGGUGAAAAAGACGGAUCUGGCCCGACACACGCGCGAACGACUGAAGGAAAUCAUUCAAGAAAACAGUGGUUGCCCAGUGGGUUUUGGGACGAUUUUACCUGCGACCGCCGACGGCGCGGUAGCACGGAAACGACGGAAGAAAACAACAGAAGACGUUGAGGGAGCGUUAGGAGACGCACUCGACCCCAAACCGCCGUCGACGAAGCGUCGACGCGUCCAAAAGCCGACAGAGUCUGAGAAAAUUCAAAAAACAUCGAAACAAACUGGUGGUUGUGCUCGUUGCAGAUACAGCCGCAACGGUUGCGAUCGGUGCGAUCCGGCACGCGAGAAGAAGCGGCCCGCGCGGAAACGGUCAGGUACAGCGAAGAAACGGUAA